ACAGAAGGGGGGCAGAGGAGAGGGAGAGACUGCAUUCUGUGGUGUGUUUGUGGCUUCCACUCUUUGAUCUCUUGCCAGGGAAACCUGGAAGGUCAGGCCAAGCUGCAGCGAAGUUGUGGAGAGCGGAGCUGGGAGGAAUGCUGGACGGGGCCGGCGAGCAUGCCUGCACAGUGUGGGCGAGGCGCUGCGCCCCCACACGCGCCUGCUUCACCACUGCUUGCGUCUCCCUUGUCGGGGGCUUCCGUGCCUCUGCCUUGCGUCGGAAAGCCUGCUCCGUACCUGCUCGCCGGAGAGCCCCUCUCGUAAUCCCCUGCUCGUACCAGUGCUGAGCUGCUCUGAACUAGGCAAAGCGAGCAGUGCAGCGGGGAGCCACCGCCGUCAUCUUCGAUGUGUCGGAAAACCCAGAUGCCAUUGACCAGCUUAACCAGGGCUCUGAAGACCCUCUGAAAAGGCCAGUGGUGUAUGUCAAAGGUGCUGAUGCAGUUAAACUGAUGAACAUUGUUAACAAGCAGAAAGUGGCACGAGCAAGGAUUCAGCACCGGCCCCCACGGCAACCUACAGAGUAUUUUGAUAUGGGGAUUUUCCUGGCCUUUUUUGUGGUGGUCUCGCUUGUUUGCCUUAUCCUUCUUGUCAAGAUCAAACUGAAGCAGCGACGUAGUCAGAAUUCAAUGAACAGACUUGCAGUGCAGGCACUGGAAAAAAUGGAAACCAGGAAGUUCAAAUCCAAAAGCAAGGGUCACCGUGAAGGAAGCUGUGGGGCUCUGGACACGCUCAGUAGCAGCUCAACUUCUGACUGUGCCAUCUGCUUGGAGAAAUACAUUGAUGGGGAGGAGCUGCGAGUCAUUCCAUGCACUCACCGGUUCCACAAGAAGUGUGUGGACCCCUGGCUGCUGCAGCAUCACACCUGCCCUCACUGUCGCCAUAACAUCAUAGAGCAAAAGAAGGGGAACCCAGGCCCAGUGUGUCUGGAGUCUGCUAACCCUGUGCGCAGCCGGCAGCAGAGAGUGAUUCUACCAGUUCACUACCCUGGCCGAGUGCACAGGACCAACCAGAUAACGGCCUACCCCACCCGGACGAGCAUGGACCCUCACGGGAACCCUAUCACGGUACUGACGGUCGACCGGCAUGGCGAGCAGAGCCUGUAUCCAGCACAGUCCCCAGCCUACAUCCGAAGUUACCAGCCUAUUCACUUGGACCACGCUCUGAACACCCAUCACUGUGGCCUGGAGCACAGGGCUUAUUCUCCAGCUCACGCUUUCCGAAGGCCCAAGUUCAACGGACGGAGCUUCUCCAAAGCAGCAUGUUUUUCCCAGUAUGAGACCAUGUAUCAGCACUACUACUUCCAAGGCCUUAGCUACCCUGAGCAAGAUGGACAGCCUGCAGCUGGCCUUGCCUCAAAGGGCCCUUCCCGUGCCUUCCAGGCCGGCAACAGCAUGCUUUUCCCUCCUGUGGUACAUGUUGUGCCGUCCUCCCGCUUGGAGAGCGGCAGCACCUCCAGCUUCAGCUGCUAUCAUGGUCACCGCUCUGUGUGCAGUGGCUACCUGGCUGACUGCCCAGGCAGUGACAGCAGCAGCAGCAGCUCUGGCCAGUGCCACUGCUCGUCCAGCGAUUCCAUGAUCGACUGCACGGAGGUCAGCAACCAGGGGGUUUAUGGGAGCUGCUCCACCUUCCGUAGCUCCCUGAGCAGCGACUAUGACCCCUACAUUUACCGUAGCAAGAGCCCCUGCCGUGCAGGUGAGGUGGGAGGUGCGAGCCGAGGAACAAUUGUUCUCCUGGAGGGUCCCCAUCAGGAUGAGCUCCUAGCACCUGGCCACAGUUUGGGGGGUGUGGACUGUCGGCCUGUGCCAGCUUCUUCCUCAGGGGACCAGCUCUCUAAUUGCAGCAUGGAGAUGAACUAUAGCAGCGAUUCCUCACUAGAGCACAGGGCUCCAAAUGGCACUACCUCAGAGGGAGGCCUCGAGGCUGCUCCCGGUGCUGCCUUGGAUGUUAAAAGGACCUGGAAAACCCAAGAGGUAGCUGGGCCACUGAUGGAGCAGGCCUGCGCGUGCUGCUUUGAGCUCCAGCACUCCUCUGCCUUGGAGCCCACUAGCGGGACAGCAGACUGCAGCGCGCUCUUCCUUGGCUCCCCGCUAUGGGGGGGUUGUGGCCCAGGGCUGGAGCAGCAGGUGGGUAGCGCCCAGGGCCUGUACAGUAUUAACUCAGACCACUUGCAUAGGACAGACGGGGUGAAAUACGAGGGCUUGCCCUGCUGCUUCUAUGAAGAGAAGCAAGUCACCUGUGGUGGUGGUGGCAGUGGGGGUGGUGGCUGCUACACAGACGACUAUGCAGUGAGCGUGCAGUACACACUCCCGGACGACCCCUUGCCCAGCUGCUACAAGGGUGCGUGCGACCUAGGCCAGCGCAUCCCAAUCAUUCCUGAGGACAGAGACUGUGAGCUGGCCGUGCCCCCGGACUGCCAAGGCCCCCGAGCAGGGGGCUGCAGCUCCUGGGAUGCGGCACCUGAAAUGGAUGCUCGUCUGCACCACCAGGGUCUGGGAGAGGUCCCGGAGGAGAGGGAGAGGUGCUAUCGGGCAGCAUCCUUCCUGCGGAGCAGCUGCGUGCGGGAGGAGGAAGCCAGGAGGCUCUUCUCUGCCCCUGCCCUGAGCCCCCAGGACCUGGCACCAGCCACAAAGGCUGCAGGCUCUGGAUCGCACCCUCUGGAGAGGAGCCAAAUGGGUGACUAGGCCCGGCCUGGCUGCCACAGACCGAGCACGGGAGCUGCCACGGAGACACCAGAUUCUGUCGGACUUUCAGACUUUUUUUUUUAGCUUUGACAAACACACAAAAGUGGUAAUGUGGAGAAGCCCCUGUGCACCCGCCCUGCCUGACUGAGCCCCUCCUUACAUCUCCCCGCUCCCCUCUCCAGCCUGCAGCCUUGUGCAGCUCUGGCCUGGGUCGGGGUACAGAGCCGCCCGGGGUAUGGGCUGGAGCCGCUCUGUCCGAGCGCUGUUGCCAUUCCUGUACUAGGGACAAAAAGUGUUAUUUAUACUUUCCUCUAGAAUGGCCGUGCCGGCUCUUGCUGAGCAGGUGCCACGGCUGUGCUAAACAAGCCACGCCAUGCGUAGAUGCUGCUGCCUCCUGCUGAAGGAGUCUAGCCUUUGAGCUCAGGGCUACACCUGCCUUACAAACAAACCAGCACCUUGAAGCAGACUGGUCCGGAUAUGGAUACCAGCGCUGACUGAGCACUCGAGACACUGCCCCUGCCUUCUAGUGGCCGCUUCCAGUAGCAAGCAGGUUUCCUUACGAGCCAGGGGGUACGGUAUAGAGUUGUCGGUUCCCCUGCUUCACACUUCUCUAAGGACUUGGCGAGGAGAAAUCCCCAGCCUGUGUGCUCAGCGCUCCUAACAGAGGAGACGAGAGCUCAGAGGGACCUUUACUGCUGCCGGCCAGGACCCCCUUGCCCCUUGCUGCCCACUGCUGCAGGUACAUGUCAAACCGCUGCCUCGGCAGGGCCUGCCGUCCUGGUGUUCUGAGGACGGCUCUUCAGGAGCCUGCAGCCCCAGGUGGCAGCUCCGUAGCAAGAAAUACUGCUGCAGGCAGCAAAAGGGGGCUCAUAAGGUCUCUGUGGCUUGCCUGGGUCAGUUUAGGAAAGCUUGGAUGGGGUCAGUGUUUUGCUUUCUAAGGGUACUAGUGCAUUUUGCCAGCUGGUACAGGCUGCGUGUGUGUACACGCCAGGGGCAGUGAGGACUGGGUAAACCGGCUUCAUUUGUUUUCUUUCUUUGCUGGAAGAGAGGCGGUUGAGGUUGCUUCCUUAGCUCAGUCCGUCUUGCAGCUUUCUCUGGCCCAGCCAGCUUUGCCCGUGUUUGACUGCGUAUGGAAAGCAUUGCAUACCCCAUUAGUCUACGCACAUACGUCUGUCUGUGUUUCUCUUGUUUCCUGUGGAAACAAUGGCUUCUAGGUAAGAGGCCAUCAUAGCAUGUUUUUUAAACUGCCUGUCAUGCUGCGUGUGCUUGAAACAGUUAGCACCCUUCUGUCUGGUGCAUACACAGGGCAGGGAUGCAUUUAUGGGGGGGCGUACUAGUUUAUGCCCACAAGGUAGGUCUGGUAAGAAGGAUUUAAUAGAAGUAAACAUGAUGGGGACACAUUUCCAUGGCCUGAACCAUGACAGUUCGGUGUGACGUGUUCUUUCACUGAAGUGCUGCCCUGUGCGAGACUGCCUUGGGCUUGUCAGGGAAACCAGCUGACUUCCUUUAACGUCCCAGGGAAGGUAAAUGAACCAAGGAGCAGCUGAAAGGUGAAAAGGAGAUCUGCUUUUCAGUUCUGACCAAUAACACCAGGAAGGAUCCUUAGCAUUUGCAGGAACCCUAAGCAAGGCUCUUGGUGAGUAACCGCCUGAGUCCAGCUGUUCAGAGAAAUGGUGCAUCGUACAGCACAGAAGGAGCCAGCUAUAAAAAGGGUGGGGGGAAAUGGCGAAUGCAUUUUCUAGGUGUAAAGGUGCAGAGGCUGAGCAAUAUCCUCAGACGGAAGGUGGUAGAGGAUGUGUUUUGUGGAAACGGAGCUAUGGAGGUUUGUCACUUUUUUUCCCUCUUUGAAUAUGCUCACACCCAGCUCCUGCGACAACAAAAGAAGCGGACUGUAGGUGUGGCAAAGCCGCACAGCUUGUGCGCGCUGUAAAGCAGGGAGCCUUUAGCCACAGGAGAGCUGUGGUGAAAUGUGGUUAUGGUGUGAACUGGCUAGUUGCACGUUAGGACUCACGGUCCCGGGCACCCGGGAACCAUCUCGCCCGGGUGACAAGGAAGCCGCAGCCAGUCGGGCCACUCCUUCCCCACGAGCCAUGCGGUAAGGUCUUCCGUUCCCAUCCUGCUCUUGCCUCCUCCGUUGGCAUUUACUGCUGCUCCCUGCUCCCGAUGCCUCUUGAAAGGACACACAGGCCAAUUAGCCACAAUAGAUACUACUUUUAAACAAAAUGCCUUUCUAUUAAAUGAACUGUUGCCAGUGUUGGGCUCAUGAGGCACUAUUUAAAAUGUUUUUUAAUUAAAAUGAUCUUGUAGCACUUAAAAAGGUUUUGUAUAAAAAUUGCUGUAAAGAUUUGUAAUACGGUCAAAAGGGCUCUCUCUCCUUCAUUACCAUUUUUUAAUGUUUCAAAGGCUAGAAAACAACUUGUAUAUAUUCUGUAAAUGUAUAGCAGCACAUUUCAUUUAUGGAAAUAUGUUCUCAGAAUAUUUAUUUACUAAUAUAUUUAUCUUAAGCCAUGUCUUAUGUUGAGAGUGUGUGACAUUAUUGGAAUAAUCAUUGAAAAUCACUAACAUGAGGCCCUGUAAAUACAUGAUAAUUGCACACACAGAUUUUACAAUAUUUGCCGACCAAAAAAUGAUUAAAAACAAGUUGUAGUUCUUUACAGUUUUGUAACCAAGUGUACAAAUGUCUGUAAAAACAAGCAAACAAACAAACAAAAACCCCACAAAAAUACAGUUUUAUCAAAUAUA
Alligator mississippiensis (American alligator) is the source of this 5465-nucleotide messenger RNA. RefSeq names its product zinc and ring finger 3 (gene ZNRF3). Lineage: Eukaryota; Metazoa; Chordata; Crocodylia; Alligatoridae. Gene Ontology annotation, biological process: ubiquitin-dependent protein catabolic process; Wnt receptor catabolic process; negative regulation of canonical Wnt signaling pathway. The record is from RefSeq and is a predicted model, not a curated record. The transcript has 8 exons. Gene Ontology annotation, molecular function: frizzled binding; ubiquitin protein ligase activity. Bases 492 to 2723 code for a protein of 743 amino acids.